Molecule: messenger RNA, 2717 nt
Organism: Esox lucius (northern pike)
Lineage: Eukaryota; Metazoa; Chordata; Actinopteri; Esociformes; Esocidae
Product: CCR4-NOT transcription complex subunit 6
Exons: 12
Coding region: 120-1793 (557 amino acids)
Biological process (GO): nuclear-transcribed mRNA poly(A) tail shortening
Cellular component (GO): CCR4-NOT complex; nucleus; cytoplasm
Molecular function (GO): protein binding; poly(A)-specific ribonuclease activity
Source: RefSeq, a predicted model, not a curated record
CUCUGACGGACGCCAUGAUUCUUGUUUUCUUUCAGUGGUUAACAGCUGACACAAAGUGAAUUAGAAACAAAGGAAACACGUAGCUACUCGCACUGGUAUGGUUAUACAGUACUACAGGGAUGCCCAAGGAAAAAUAUGAUCCGCCCGACCCGAGGCGGAUGUACACAAUAAUGUCCACUGAGGAGGCAGCGAAUGGGAAGAAGUCGUACUGGGCUGAGCUUGAAAUUAGCGGUAAAGUAAGAAGUCUGAGCACCUCGUUAUGGACGUUGACUCACCUCACUGCUCUUCAUAUCGGCGAUAAUUCCCUCUCUCGUAUCCCUCCUGAUAUUGCCAAACUUCAAAACCUGGUGUACCUGGACCUCUCAUCCAACAAAAUCAGGAGCCUGCCUGCCGAGCUUGGCAACAUGGUGUCUCUCAGGGAACUUCUUUUAAACAACAACCAGUUGCGUGUUUUACCGUUUGAGCUCGGGAAACUGUUUCAGUUACAAACACUUGGAUUAAAAGGCAACCCACUUGCACAAGAAAUAUUGAGUCUCUACCAGGAGCACGAUGGCACAAGGAAACUGCUCAACUACCUUCUGGACCAUCUGGCAGGGACCAAACGAGUGAACUCGGAUCAACCCCCAUCAAGAUCAUGGAUUGCCCUUGCCGAACCUGACCGGACACGAACAGCAGUCCUGUUCUCCGUGAUGUGCUACAACGUGCUCUGUGAUAAGUAUGCCACACGCCAGCUCUACGGCUACUGCCCUUCCUGGGCCCUGAAGUGGGAGUACAGGAAGAAGUCCAUCAUGCAGGAGAUCAUAAACUGUAAUGCUGACAUCAUCAGCCUACAGGAAGUGGAAACAGAGCAGUACUACAACUACUUCCUACCAGAGCUAAAGGAGCAGGGUUACGAGGGCUUCUUCAGCCCCAAGUCCCGAGCCAGGACCAUGUCAGAGUGCGACCGCAAACACGUGGACGGCUGUGCUAUAUUUUACAAAACCGAGAAGUUUAGCCUGGUGCAGAAACACACGGUGGAAUUCAACCAGCUGGCUAUGGCCAACUCUGAUGGCUCUGAGGCAAUGCUCAACAGAGUCAUGACCAAGGACAACAUUGGCGUUGCCACACUUCUAGAGGUGCGCAGAGAGACGAUUGAGCAGUCUGUUGGGAAGUCUCUGCACAGAAUGGAGAAACAGCUCCUCCUGGUGGCCAACGCCCACAUGCAUUGGGACCCAGAGUACUCCGACGUCAAGGUGGUCCAGACCGUUAUGUUCUUAUCCGAGGUGAAGAACAUUGUGGACAAGGCCACGCGCAGCCUUAAGCUCUCCUCCUUAUCCGGAGAGACCAACGCCGUCCCGCUUGUCUUGUGUGCCGACCUCAACUCCCUGCCCGAAUCUGGCGUGGUGGAGUAUCUCAGCUCGGGCGGUUUGGAUAGCACCCACAAGGACUUCAAGGAGCUGCGCUACAUCGACAGCCUGACCAACUUCAACUGCAACGGCAAGAACGGCACAUCCAGCGGAAGGAUCAGCCACGGCUUCAAGCUCAAGAGUGCCUAUGAAAACGGCCUGAUGCCGUACACCAACUAUACCUUCGACUUCAAGGGCAUCAUUGACUACAUCUUCUACUCUCAGCCCACACUCAAUGUAUUGGGAGUCCUAGGACCCCUGGAUCCUCAAUGGCUCCAUGAAAACAAUAUCAACGGCUGUCCACAUCCCCACAUCCCCUCUGACCACUUCUCCCUGUUUGCUCAAUUAGAGCUGCUCCUUUCCUGCCCAUCCUCAGUCAACGGAAUACACCUGGCAGGGCGCAGGUAGUCCUCGAACCACAAUAGGGAGCUGUCACUCCGAAACCGGUUCUAACUCCACCCCAUAAUGUCCAUAAAGAAACACUAUAAUGAUGUGAAACACAAAAGUACAGCAGGGAAUGGCCAAAGUUUUACAUGGAUUUUAACCCAAGCGACAGCUCACAGCAAUCUCGACGUUAAGUCUUUACCACUGCUUUUCACACUAGAAUCCAGUUUGAGGUCCAAGAUGUUUUGUUUAUUUAGGUAACCUACAGAUCCUUUUUUUUUAUUGUAUUGUGUGGCAGUAACCAUAAGAUUCACAGGUAGUGCAUACACCUGGGAGAUUGGUCAAUUCCACAGAAACUGAGUGACACUGAGACUCCAGUUUUUACUUAUAAAUUGCAUUCAGAACAAAACCCAGUGACUGGAACAUUAAACAAACCACUCAACUAUAUGCACAAGUACCACUUUUAACAAGUUUCCACUCAAGAUUGUGCCAAAAUGUACUUUCCAAAACGGCACAGAUGCAAAGUUUGGUUGUGGUAACAGAAUGAGGGCACAAGACUCCUGUUUGCCAAACUUUGCACCGGCAGGGUUAUUUCACUACAUUUAGUAGUGGUGUGGUUUGUUUGACUUGACAGUCUUGGGUUUUGUUGGACGUACAUUCUAAAGUAAAAAAAUAAAAAAGGUUUUGUUACUAUUUUCAAGGGAGGCUGUCACACUGUUUAUCAUGGAAUUGCCAGUAGUUUUCCACCUCCCAUCUGUGAGAUAUGUAGGUCCUUUCACCACAGUCCAGUAACCAAUCAACUACAAAAAUCAACAAGGCCAAUAUAGCAGCAUUAUCCACAGUCAGUGUCAGCCACUACAACUCCAAAUCCAUUCCCCCACCUUGCCAUAUCGUCCUAUGAAGUUGAAUAGCAGAGUUUGGGGAUGUUAGAGAGAGCAGGCCAAAUGU